AUGGACAUGUCUCCUGCUGAGUGCCCCGGCCCGGCCCUCCCAGCCGCAGCACCCGCGGAUGCCGCAGCGCCUCGCCCAGGGGACACGGCAGCGGUCCAGCCAGCGGAGCAGAGCGCGGGCCGCCGGACCCCAGAGGCGGCCCCGGCCGAGGAGCUGGUACCGCGGGGGGGCAGCGCUGCCGGAUGGCCACCGCCGCGCCUCAGCCCGCGGGGCCGGGGCCAUUCCAGCACAGCCAAGCCAGGCUCGAGGCACCGUCCGGCUCAGCCAAUCCCGACCCGUCCUUUCAAACCGGCAGGUUGUGUCCUGUCCAAUCCUGGCCCGCCCCUUCGAUCCGCCCCACGCGGCGCCCCGGACAAGCUCUCCCUGUUCUCACCCAAUCCCGACCCGUCCUUUCAUUUGGGCUCCGUCCCCGCUGCCCCGUUCCAACCAAUCGCAGCCCGUCCCUUCAAUCCGGCCCCACUCCAGCCCGCUCUCCCGUUCCCUGCGGGAUGCCGCCGCCGUGAGCCCGUCUGGAGCAGGAGAACCCAGCUCAGCAGCACCCCCAAAAGCCCCAGGGCUGUGUUUUCAGGGACCUCCUGCUCUGUAAGCGGAAGGCAGGAUCAGGGCUGCUGGCACUCCGACCCGAGAGCCCAGGCUCUCCCCGGAGCACCGCCGAGCGGCCUCGGCCCCGACCUCAGCCCAGACGCACUUACUGCCGCUUGCGACGGCCCCCAGGCCGCCUCCUAUGCCCCGUGCAGUCCCGGGCACACUCUGUCUAGCCCAACCCGGCCCGUCCUUUCAAUCCAGCUCCUCUCCGUCACUCUCCAUCCCGCCCAAUCCCGGCCCGAAUCCAUCCCUUCAAUCCGGCCCCGUCCUACCCGGCUCCCCAGCACCGACAGCCCCCUUCCACCGAUAGUCCCGGCCUCUGCUUCUCCCCUGAGCGCCCCCGGCACGGCGGCGCUCCCAGGGGCGCGCGGUCUCUCUGAGCCCCGGCUCUUCCCGGCUUUGGAGACAGGGACGAGGAGCGGCCGCGCUGCGGGCCCACCGCCUGCGCUCCCUGGGACCCAUCGACCAACUGCUGCUGCAGGGGUUGCGGCACCACGGCGGCGGCAGCACCGAGGCCCGCGGCGAACGCGAGAGAGGGAUGUAGCCGGAUUGAAAGGACAGGUCGCGAUUGGUCAGAGCGGGACGGAGGGGGCAGGGCUGGUUUGA
Messenger RNA from Colius striatus (speckled mousebird), 1191 nucleotides. RefSeq lists its product as uncharacterized. The transcript has 2 exons. NCBI's taxonomy places the organism in Eukaryota, Metazoa, Chordata, Aves, Coliiformes, Coliidae. Bases 1 to 1191 code for a protein of 396 amino acids. The record is from RefSeq and is a predicted model, not a curated record.